Messenger RNA from Geodia barretti, 411 nucleotides. Lineage: Eukaryota; Metazoa; Porifera; Demospongiae; Tetractinellida; Geodiidae. The record is from the annotation of a GenBank genome assembly.
AUGCGGGCCAUGACCACGACGAGCACGGCCAUGGGCGCGGCGAGCACGAGUACGACGGCCAUGACCACCGACCAUGCCCACGACCUGAGGGGCGCGAGUCGGCGCAACCUCAUCAUUGCCCUAACGCUAAUCUCGACCUACAUGCUGGCCGAGGUCGUUGGGGGAAUCUUGUCGGGCAGCCUGGCCCUCAUAGCCGACGCUGGACACAUGCUCACGGACGCCCUCGCCAUUGGCAUGGCGCUCGCAGCCAUGUGGAUGGCGGAGAGGUCGGCGACCGCCGAGCGUACGUUCGGUUACGAGCGCACCGAAGUGCUGGCCGCCAUGCUCAACACCAUAGCGCUAUGGCUGAUCGCUAGGGUGGAUAUUCUUCGAGGCAUACCAUCGGGCUUUCACGGAAGAGGUCCAUGUUGA